AUUAAAUAAGACGUUAGAGCCAUUCAGAGAUCACUGUUCGGCUUAUUUGAGUUUCGUUGCGUUGUGAGUAUUAAUUAAUAACAUUUAUUACCCGUUUUUAUCUUUUUAAACACACGUAAAGACUGCAGACUAACAAAGCGUAGCCUGGUUGGCUGGACGCCGUUUUUAAGAUGGGAGACAUAGCAGAGAUUCAUAUAACACCCGAGACUCCUGGAAGACCCGCUAUCUUGAACCCGUUUGAGAGCCCAAACGACUACCACCGUCUGCAUGAGCCCGUGGUGCCCAGUCCGUCGGUGUUCAAGAGCUCCAGGAGCUCCUCAGCGACGCCAGCUAAGUUCAAAUGGUCCAUUGAUGAAAUGGCAAAUUUACUUCCUGUGGAAAUAGACCCAGAGGACAUUCACCGCCAGGCUAUGUUUCUGAGCCAAGCCAGGGCAGAUACUGAGAUUGAGGAAAAACGGCAACAUGCCAUUGAACAGUUUUUCACUAAAGGUGCAAUUGUUCCCUCUCCGUGGGGACCACCAGCAGCUAAACCAUCAGUAAAAAUGCCACAUCAGAAAAGUUCUUUGUCCCCACUGGUAACAGAGACACUUCAGUCAUCAAAGAAAAUAAAUGCCAUCUGUCAGACGGUCCUGUCUCUACCUGUGGACUUCAAUCUUGAAAAAGUUCUGGGUGAUUACUACAAGACAGAAGAGCUAACCGAACAGGUGCAGGAGAGCCUCAGCUCCUCUUCUUUGCGGCGGAAGCUGUUUCUUGAUGGCCAUGACAGUGGCUCUGAGUCCUCUACCCCUUCCAGCCCAGACAGAUAUUCCCAUAAUGUUCCUCCCAGCAGUCAAGAGAUGAUGUCUUCUGUUAUUGUCUCUCCAAUUCAGUGUGGCAUUCCAACUGGGACGCCCUUGUCUGGCCAGUUUUCAUCCAGUCCCAUCCAAGGCCAGGGUCGAGCACACAGUCUGGGCAGUGUCGCAAGUCCCAUGUUUUCAGAGAGAUCGUCACCUGCUUUCAAGUCUCCUAUUCUGUCGCCCAUCAGACUUCAGCAUUCUGUGACGCCUGUAUCAGGUGAGAGGAAAAGGCUGUCGUUUUUGUCCCCCAAUGGCAUUCCUAUGGGCAGCUCAGACAUGGACAUGAACCAAUGUGGAGAAAGCCCAUUGGUGGAGGGCUGUUCCCCUAUUCGAAGCUGCUCCCCCUUUCAAUCCCGACCCAGAAACAGAGCCUGUAUGUGGGCCUCUCCUACUCACAUUUCCCCUAUCCUUCACUCAAACCUCCAGGACAAGGAGAACAUCCAUCCCAGUGAACCUUUACCCACCAUGGACCUGGACGCUAACUCGACAGGACCUCAUGCCCAGCGAGAUGGACACCAAUCUGGGGAAAGUGAGUCAGAGGCCUCCGUGGCUGUUUCUGAGCAAAUGGAUCAAGACGAGCAGUUUGUGAAGGACAGUGGAGGAGAUGAGAUGAACAGAGGGGAAAAUGAGGAUGAGGUCAUCAGCAGGAGCAGAGAGGAAUCCUGUGGUUGGGUUCCUGAAGAGGACACCGCGUCACCAGCUAGACUGUCCAGCUCUCGAACAGGCAGUGUGCCCAACGCUGAGAGUACGCACAUGUUUGUAUCCCUGCUUGCGGAAGGAAGCAUUACACCGUACGACGUUAGCAUGCAGGUGGAUAGCGGUUAUAACACUUACUCGGUGUGCACUACCAGCUUAAUGGACACCCUCAGUUCAGACAGCCAGAGUAAGGACAUGCUGGACACACACACUGCUGAAGAGGGUGUACCUUUCACUAGACACACUAAACCAAAGUUGUUUGCCCUGCCGCACUGAGCAUGAGGGACAGAACAGGCACUUUACACACUCUUACCCCCAAAGCUGUGGAAGAAAUGCGUGACACAUUUACACAUUAAGCUGUAUGGUGCUCAUGUCAUCUCAUAUGAAUGCUGAAUACUGUGGUUGGUUUUACUAUCUGAGCCUUGUGAAAGUUUUUGUAUUGACUAAUCUACAGUAUUUAUUCUUGCUCCAAAAAAGAGAUGACUUUGGGACUGAGAAAACUUGAAUUAGAUUUAAGAUUAUGUAUGGGUUUUAUUGAUUUGGGAAAUGUAGCUUUCAGUUACUUGUGAUUUGUUCAAAGAGGGUGGCAGAUAUGUAACCAUUUCCUCUAGCUGUUUUUAUAGGGCCUUUUUUUACAGUCUUAAAACUAUUUAUGAAUUAAUCAAUCACUAACAAACGUAUGGAGAUACUGCAAGGUAUACAUAUUAUGACGACAUGUAUCUGAAUUGUAAUAAAAUGUCUAGAUAAA
This is a messenger RNA of Onychostoma macrolepis, 2280 nucleotides long. It is a transcript of the gene bora, whose product is annotated as bora aurora kinase A activator. The transcript is spliced from 12 exons. Gene Ontology annotation, molecular function: protein kinase binding. Bases 171 to 1808 code for a protein of 545 amino acids. The record is from RefSeq and is a predicted model, not a curated record. Lineage: Eukaryota; Metazoa; Chordata; Actinopteri; Cypriniformes; Cyprinidae. Gene Ontology annotation, biological process: regulation of mitotic nuclear division; regulation of mitotic spindle organization; activation of protein kinase activity. Gene Ontology annotation, cellular component: nucleus; cytoplasm.